GGGCUGGGAACCUCGCACAUGUGUUUCCCAUCGGCGGCCGCGGGGAGCCAGGCCCGGCGCUGCGGCUCCCGGGGCCCGAGUAGGGUUUCCAAGCCGGCGGCCCCAGCCGGGGGAACGACGCUGUUCAGGAAAUUCUUAGGCCUGGGCAGGGACUUGGCCGCUGCUCGCAGCUGGAAAAUGUGAGCGAGCCCGGGAGGCCCGUCCAAGGGCUGGGCCGGGCCGCCUCCCCUCCACCUCCCAGCGGGCGGGCCCCUCGGCACAGCCCGGCCCGCGCACAGCCGCGCGCAGCAGAGAUGCCCCUGGAGCAGUACCCGCACAGCCGCAGCGCCCUGCCCGGCGACGGCCCGCACGUCUACAAGGUGGGCAUCUACGGCUGGAGGAAGCGCUGCCUCUACUUCUUCGUCCUGCUCCUCAUGAUCCUCAUCCUGGUCAACCUGGCCAUGACCAUCUGGAUCCUGAAGGUCAUGAACUUCACGAUUGACGGAAUGGGGAAUCUGAGGAUCACAGACAAAGGCCUCAGGCUCGAGGGAGAUUCCGAGUUCUUACAGCCUCUCUACGCCAAAGAAAUCCAGUCUCGACCCGGGAAUGCUCUGUACUUCAAGUCGGCCCGUAACGUCACCGUGAACAUCCUCAACGAGCAAACGCGAGUGCUCACGCAGCUCAUCACAGGUCCCAAAGCCGUGGAGGCUUAUGGCCAAAAGUUCGAAGUGAAAACCGUGUCUGGCAAGUUGCUCUUCUCCGCUGAUGACGAUGAGGUGGUGGUCGGCGCCGAGCGGUUGCGGGUUUUAGGAGCGGAAGGCACCGUGUUCCCCAAAUCCAUCGAGACGCCAAAUGUCAGGGCAGACCCCUUCAAAGAGCUGAGGUUGGAGUCGCCCACACGCUCCCUGGUGAUGGAGGCCCCCAAGGGGGUGGAAAUCAACGCGGAGGCCGGCAACCUGGAGGCCACGUGCAGGGCCGAGCUCAGGCUGGAGUCCAAAGAUGGAGAGAUCAGGCUGGACGCCGCGAGCAUCAGACUCCCCCGGCUGCCCCACGGGGCCCACGCGCCCGCGGGCGCCCGGCAGAAGGUGUUCGAGAUCUGCGCGUGCGCCAACGGCCGGCUCUUCCUGGCGCAGGCGGGCGCAGGCUCCACGUGCCAGGCCCACACCAGCGUCUGCCUCUGAGCGCCUCGGCCACCUCCGUGUACAUAAAUAAAUGUGUAUAGCCUCUGUAUAGAAGGUUUCGGGGGCAAGGGAAGCCCGGGUGACCCUGAGAGACCCACUUUCAUCUGCAUCGCACCCCCCCACCACCACACCCCCCCAUCCCCCUCUCUCCUGCAGGCUGGACGCGGUCACGCCCGCCUGCCUGUCCCCGCCCAUUUCCUCGUGCUGAGACCCCCAGGGCUGGGGUGGGGGGCAGGAAUCAGAGUGCAGCCCCCACCCCUCUCACUUCCUGGGGGCAACAACCCCCACCCCGACCGACCCCACUCUGGCUGGGCAGGGGGAUGCCGGGUAGGAGCAGGGGAACCUCAUUCUACUACAGGGUGGGGGUGAGGGGCUGGAGCGAUAGCACAGCGGGGAGGGCGUUUGCCUGGCAUGCAGCCGACCCAGGUUCGAUCCCCGGCAUCCCCUAGGGUCCCCUGAGCCCUGCCGGGAGUGAUUCCUGAGUGCAGAGCCAGGAGGAACCCCCUGAGCGUGGCCGGGUGUGACCCAAAGGGCCAAAAAACAAAACAAAACAAACAAACAAAAAAAACGGGUAGGGGUGUCCCAACGGGUCGCAGAGAGGAGGCACCCACCAGGGCCACGUUUUGGGGGAGGGGUGAUGCUCUGUAUACUCCCCCCCAAAAAUAAAAAGCAUUGAGAGUCAGAAAUGGCCCAUGGUAUGAGGGGGGUCGGGUACCCCAGCGUGCCACGGGUGCUCCCGGGUUCUCCUCCCGACACCCAGAUAUCUGGCACAGAGGGCCUGAGAUUUUUUAACCCCUCACAGCCCUCCUCACCCCCUCCCAGACCUGGGGUCCCCCUCAGAGCACCAGUGUCCUGGGGCCACUGCACCCCGAUUCCUGUCCUCACUGCCCUUCCCCCCAUCAUACACCCCACCCCCCACUCACCCCAUUCCCCCCCCCCCCGCCCCCGCCGCCUCACUGCCAUCCCCACCUCCAGGGUCGCCCCGGCCAGCUCUUGCGCCGAGACCGGGCUGUCAUCUCUGUUUAAAGAGGGGAACCACACCUUUGCCUUAAGGCCCGCCUCGCAGCCACGAAAAGCACAUCCUGUUUAGGGCACCGCGAGCCAUCCGUCCUUCCUGUGGGGCCAGGAGAGGGGCGGGGAGGGGGGGUCGGGGGGAGGGGGACCACUGCCGGCCCAGGCAGCUGGGCCUGACGGGCGGGCGGGAGUGGACACGGAGAGGGCCAGGGCCAGGGACGAACAGCCCUGACGGCAUCCCGUUUCUCCCUCAUGGUGUCCCACCCAUUGGGAGUCCCUAGAAACGGGGUCCAGGGUGGCUGCCAGCCCCCACGCGCUCAGUGCAGGCUCAAGCGUGUGGGGUCCAGGGGCUGCCCUGACCCCCACUUCGCCCCCCCCCUCCGGUCAUAAUGCACGGACACCCCCCACACACACCUGGGGUGGGGACGGGGGGGGGUGGGACCUUCUGAGUUGUUGGUGGGUCGCAGUGUCUGAGCCCCACCAGGAAGCCAUAUAGAAACUCUGGGUCAUCGUCACUGAGAUCCCAAGGGGGCCCCCAACAAUGCCCACAUCCACACGCACCCCAAGGCCCCCCGGACCCCCGAGUCCACCCCAUAAACCGUGAGCUCCCUGGGGGCCAGGACCAGACACGGGGUCCACAGCCCGGACCCCCCCCCCAGUAUCUGUGGGUGAAGGGAAACUAUAUGGAACCUGUUUCCUCUGGAUUCCUUCAAACCAGGGCCUCGGAGCCCGGGGUCAGGCCUUUGGGGCCAGUGAGGGGAAAUUCGAUGAGCACCCUCACUCUCCAACCCUCCCCCCAAACAAAAGCCCACUUCAUCCAUGGAGGUGAUGGAUCCCACAGUCAAUGAAAGAAAUGAGCACUGAGAUGGAAGCAAUUCCAAUUCCUGGGCUUGGGAGGGGGCUGGGGGGGUGCUGGUUUUUGUUGGUGUUAAGUGACCCCCCACACACACACACCGGGACUUUGCACCUGGAUGCAAGGCGGCUUUCCAGGGCCAGAUCUGGGAAGAUGCUUCCAAAAUGGUUUCAGGCACUUCCUCUCUCCUCCCCUGAGCACCCAAACUCCCCGACAAUAAAUUAUCAGGAGCAGUCUGAGGUCAAAACACAAACCUAGGGCUUCUAACUUGGACAUUAAAAAAUAAUAAUAAUAAUUACAUAUCUUGGGUUUUAAAAAGCCAGACUCCCUGGGGGCGGUCUCCUAGAUAGUCACACGGGAGGGGGGGUCACCCGUAUAAAGGGGUCUCGAGUCCUCCAGCCCCCUUCCACCUUCCAGAACCCGGGCGGGGAACAUCCAGCCCAGGAGCUGCGGCCCUGACAUCCCAGGGGCUGGCCCGGGGCCUCCCGCUCCUGACCGCGUUGUGGCCCGUUUGCCUGUGCCCUGGGUCCGAGAGUGAGGCUGGGGGUGCCCCGGGCUCCCCAGCCCUGCUCUCGUGGGUCCGAGGGCAUCCCCAUCCUUCUGCAAUUUCACUGUGUCCCCUCCCUGUGAAAUACCGAGCACUCUUGUAUCGUGCCCAUCCUUGGGAAGAGUCCCAGGUGUGGCAGACGCUGCCCCCAAAACCUGUCCUCUAGGGAAAGGGGUGUGUGGGGGGGAACAGCAGGCACCAUAGUGUACCCUGCACAUGGCUUUAGCAUCACUGUGUCACCGACGAGACAGGGCAGGUGACCUCACCAUGGCUUGGUGACCUCAGGCGAGGAGGCCCACCCAAGCCAGUUGAGGUUGGGGGGCUCUGGUGUACCCCCGGUGUUGAGACCACCCCUCCCUCCGUGUUGCUGCUGCAGGGGUGUCCACUGGCAGGGCUGACCAGGAGGCAGAGAUCCCAGCGCUGCGGAGUGAGGGACAGUCAGUCCUGCCCACAGCCAGGAGUGUGGCACCACACGGGGCCGGAGGGACAGUCCAGAGGGGAGGGGGCACUGGCCUUGCACAACAAAGCUGACCCGGGUUCGAUCCCUGGCACCCCACUAGGGUCCUCUGAGCCCUGCCAGGAGGGAUCCCUGGGUGCAGAGCCAGGAGUAACCCCUGAGCAUCGCUGGGUGUGGCACAGACAGACAGACGGACAGACAGACUGCAGUUCCCGCCCCCUGCCCCCCGGAAGACACCCCUGGGAGCGCUUUCAAAAAGCACCAGGGUGUCAGAGGCUUGUAUCACCUGCAGGGCCAGACCACUGGGGGGACCACAGGGCUCCCCUUGAGGGUCACGGGCACCCGGGAUAGCAAGCAAAGAGCCAGUGGUCACCCGAGCCCCUCCUGGCCUGCUGUCCUGGGCUUGACCCUCACGGCCUGUGGGAAUCCACCCUGUCCUUGUAGAAAGAGGACUCGGGGGGCAGGGGUAGGGGGAUGGGGCACUAGGACAGCCGGGAGGGCACUUGCCUGGCACAUGGCUGACCUGGGUCCAAUCCCUGGCAGCCCCUGGGGUCCCUGCUGAACUAUCCCCACCAGGAGAGACCCCCAAAGGCAGAGCCAGGAGAAAGCCCUGAGCACUGCUGGGUGCGGCCCCAAAUCAGACAAAAGAAUCGGGGAGGUGGGGGGGGGGUCCAGAGAAGCCCGGGGCGGGGGCCUUGGCACAGCUGCAGCGGCCCAGGAAGCAGAUGGGAGCAGUGAGGUUAUUCUUGUUCCUGCAGACCCCAGAGCUGGCCCCAAGGCUCCUGGCCAGGGUGGCGCCUGCAGCAGCCCCUCAGGCUGGGGUCCCGCCCCACGCCUGUACAUCUACUGAGACCCCAGGAGCAGAGCAGGUGACCGCCCGGGCGACAAGACAGUGGGGAGGGCGUUUGCCUCGCACACGGCCCACCUGGGUUCCAUCCUGGCAUCCCAGAGGGUCUCCCUGAGCAUCACCAGGAGCCAUUGCUGAGCACAGAGCUGGGAGUAACCCCUGAGCAUCGCCGGAUGUGACCCAAGAAGUCAAAAAAAUAAGGAAAAUAAAACCCUUAGCAAAGCAGGGUACCCCACCCACCAUCACCCCCCGACACACACACACACACACACACACACACACACACACACUCUCUCUCUCUCUCUCUCUCCUGUCUCCCUGUCUCCUCUCUCUCCCUGUCUCCUCUCUCUCCGUCUCCUCUCUCUCCCUUCUCUCCCUUCUCUCUCUCUCUUCUCUCUCUCUCCCCUCUCUCCCCUCUCUCUCUCCUCUAUCUCUCUCCUCUCUCUCCCCUCUCUCCUCUCUCUCCUCUCUCUCCUCUCUCUCUUCUCUCUUCUCUCUUCUCUCUCCCUCUCUCUUCUUUCUCCCUCUCUCUUCUCUCUCCCCCCCUCUCUCUCUUCUCUCUCCCCCUUUCUCUUCUCUCUCCCCCCUCUCCCCCCUUCUCUCCCCUCCUCUCUCCCCUUCUCCCCCCCUCUCUUUCUCUCUCUGCCCGGGGCCACUGAAAUCAGAUUUGAAGGUGCCCCUUUCCCAUGGGAAUCCCCCGCACACCCACCAAUGGGACCCCAGUGGGGUGGGGUGAGGGCGGGGGCUGUAGAAGAGCCAGGGCUGGCCCCGGACAGGAGCAGGCGCCGUCUAUGGUGCCCCCAACACCUACAUUUCUGCCACGUUCUCUGAGCUCUCGUUCUUCGGAGCCACUGGGUGCAUCUCUGAUUCGGGGGCCAAGUACGUCCCUUCUCUCCCCGACACCCCCUCCCCCCCCGAAAGACUCACGGCCGCCACAUCUGGCGUGAAUUCAGAGGCUGGCUGACUCCUGAUCACAUCCCCCCCCUCCCCAACCCCUGUGCUCCCAUAGGCUGGUGGGGAAACUGAGGUAGCAGAGGCGGAGGGUGGGGAGCCCGCACUCAAAGCUGCCAGCCGGGCUGCAGCUGGUGGUGGCGGGUGGACGGGUGGGAACCGAGGCCUCUGGGGAGAGUGUUGGCGACUUCUCUCCUGCCACUUUCUAGACCAGCGUUUCACAGGGUUCGAGCCCCUCGAUGUUUUCUUCUUUCUUCCCAGCCGGUUAUCCAGACGGGGUGCCACCCUAGAGCAGAGAGCCGGGGUCAGAGGCGGGCUGAGGGAGGACCCCCAAACUUCGCUCCCUCUCAUGCCUUCCCCUGGGGUGGGGAUGCCUGGCUGGGUGGCCCCCAGUUUCAGGGGGAGUAGGCGAGUUCGCAGCCCUUGGGCCCACCUUGCUCACCACUCAAGUGCUCGGGGCCCAGGAUGUUGCCCGUUUCCACCUCUCCAAACCCACGGAAGGGACCCAAAGGGCACCCAGGCCCAUAGUCCAGCAGGGAGGGUGUUUGCCUUGUACACAGCCGACCUGGGUUCAAUCCCCAGCAUCCCAUAGGGUCCCCCGAGUACCGCCAGGAAUAAUUCCUGAGUGCAUGAGCCAGGGGUCAGCCCUGAGCAUCGCCGGGUGUGGCCCCAAAACAAACAAAAAAGGGGGCUUCCACCCAUAUCCCCAGUCCUCUUUUUCCUCCAAGCUGGUGCCCCAAGACCCCCCUGGGCAUUUUGCACCCAGGCUGUCCCCCCUAGACACUGUGGUUUAAGACACCCCCAUCCCCUGCCCCCCCCAAUUUCACAAUGAACCUGCCCAUUUCCAGGAAUAGGCUGCUCCCCAAAACACUCCAACCUGACCGGAGAGAAAUGGGGGGGUCCCUCGACCUUAUGGGCUGGCACCCUGGUCACCCCUGACCUCGAUCCCACACGCAGACCCCCACAUUCCUGAUUUAAGAGCUGUGGGGAGGGGGGAACCCCUGCCAGGAAGGGGGUGCAGAGGGGCACCGGGGGGGGGUUUCUGUGCAACCUGGGGGCUGACUAGGGGUCUGGGUCUGAUUCCUGAGAAGGCGAGAAUCAGGCCAGUGUCCGGGGCACCAAGUUGGGGUCCCACUGAGAGCCGGGCCCUGCCCCAGACUUAAGAGCAAGCCGCCAAGAUAGGGGGUCACACACACCCCCACCCACCGACCUACUCUCCACUCAUACCUGCUCUUUCUGGGGAGCCUUCCUGGCCUCCUGGGGGUUGGGGACAGCCCAGACUUAGCUCCCCGACCCCAGCACCCCGAAAGCCUUAGGGGGAAGCAGAAACCAUCUAAAGAUGCUGAUUCUGGACGAAAUGAAAAUGGCGUGGGGGUCGAGGUUUGCCAAAGCGACGGGAGAGCGGGGAGGGUGCUUGCCUUGCACGCAGCUGACCCAGGUUCGAUCCCCGGCAUCCCCUAGGGUCCCCUGAGCACUGCUGGGAGUGAGCCCUGAUGUGAAAAGAAGGAGUCAGCCUUGGGGACUUCCGGGUAUGACUAAAAAAAAAAAAAAGUAACCAAAAUCAUGAGGUUCCCCCACCUGCUGCCCAGGGGCCCCCUGGAGUGACCCCCAUGCAGAGGUUGUGAGAACUUGGCUGUAAGUCCCCCCUGCAGCGGGGGGUGGCCCCAGCAGGGAAGGGGAAAAGGUGGGCACACCUGGAUCUGGGGGUACACAUACAAUGUGCUCUCACUUGCACCCAGCAUUUGGGGGACCUGGGAGAGGGGGUGUCAUACCCUCCUAGUUCAGGCCGUGGAGGAGAAGCCCCCCGCUGCUGCCCAUGGAGUUUGCGUUUUGGGGGUCCGGGGAGAGAACAUGGCCCCGGUGCUGGGGAGAGGCGCAGCUGAAGCCAGAUUCUGGUGCCUGUUCAAGCCAGUCAGCCGCCGGGUCAUGCUGGGGGGCCGGGGGCCUGGGGGGCCGCAGGCCUGGGUUUCCCUCCAGGUUUGAGGGUGGCGUGUGCUAAGAGCUUUUAUUUCCCCCCCUUUGGGUUGGGUUUUGAAUAACAUCGAAUCCCUGUACACUAUGCAAAACGUUUUGUAAAGCAUUGCAAUAACGCGGCGAGAUACGCGGAACUAUUUUCACUUUAUUACGCUUUCUGUAUAAAAAUUAAAAUUUGUAUUUAAUAUUAUUUCGACAGCGGUCUUGUAAAAUAGAUUAAAAAAUAAUGAUUGG
Sorex araneus (European shrew) is the source of this 8037-nucleotide messenger RNA. It is a transcript of the gene SGCD, whose product is annotated as sarcoglycan delta. The record is from RefSeq and is a predicted model, not a curated record. Gene Ontology annotation, biological process: heart contraction; cardiac muscle tissue development. The transcript has 8 exons. Gene Ontology annotation, cellular component: sarcolemma; sarcoglycan complex. NCBI's taxonomy places the organism in Eukaryota, Metazoa, Chordata, Mammalia, Eulipotyphla, Soricidae. The coding region runs from base 294 to 1160 and encodes 288 amino acids.